This is a messenger RNA of Stegastes partitus (bicolor damselfish), 7090 nucleotides long. It is a transcript of the gene aak1b, whose product is annotated as AP2 associated kinase 1b. Gene Ontology annotation, molecular function: protein kinase activity; ATP binding. The coding region runs from base 890 to 3625 and encodes 911 amino acids. The record is from RefSeq and is a predicted model, not a curated record. The transcript is spliced from 20 exons. Lineage: Eukaryota; Metazoa; Chordata; Actinopteri; Pomacentridae. Gene Ontology annotation, biological process: protein phosphorylation.
ACAGCAACAGCUAGGAUGUUGCGAUAUCGCUGGCAGCCAAAGAUUGCUGUGGUUGCAGAGAUUAGACCGCUGGGUUGAAACCUCUGCCUAAUGUUUUGGUGGAUGUCAAAUUGUGCGGUUACCUAUUAGCAGCUACGCUUGCGGCAGACGGGGUCUUUUUGAGCCUCCCUUUCGAGCCGACGCUUGUUUGUGUUGAUGAAAGGCUGCGUCGCGCUAGUGCGUUAGCUAACUAAAAUCAUAGUUUUGACUGUAAAUGGGUGCAAUUAAAUAGCUAGACGCGCAGCUAGCUAUGUGGCAGCCGACGGUCGCUUCACUUCACUGAGGAUGGAAAGAUCUUUUCGGGCAACGCUAUCGCACAAGUUACACGUCGGACACAUCGCACUCGAAGACGUUAUCUUCAGAGGAUAACCUGGAUAACCUUAACGCACACGAAAUGUCAUAGCGCGUAAGUAGCUAGCACUUAGCUAGCUGGGUAAUGGCUGGACGAGAUGGAGAAGGACCUAAUGUUAUCAUCGUCAGCAGCCGACCAUGAACAGCUGGAUGGAUAGCUAAAGAAAUACUUUCUCCGGAGAUGCUUUAGCCUCCUGGGUGGUGUAAUUCACUUACAUAACAGCUAGUCGCAACCGCUCUAGCUAUCACCAACUGGCUUGUGUUGGCAGGCAAAUGGGAAAUUUGCCACCAAAAAUCUGGGUUCUCUCAACAUCAGCAUAAGUGACAAAGGCAUCGCUGCAUGUUUUGAGGCUCCGAAAUAGAGACUCGUUUAAAGGUGUACAAUCUGAGCUGCACCGUUUAUCUCUGCACCAGUUCAGCGCGCACAGGAAACGGCAGCUCAUCUGGGUGUCUGUGACUGAAGUCCGCACAUCAUCAUCCUCCCUGUCGUUCGGACAACAUGAGGAAGUUCUUUGAUUCUCGUCGGGAGUUGGUCAGCUCCGGGCCUGGUUCUGGAGGAGGAGGUGGCAGCUCCGGGUCCAGCCAUGCAGGAGGGAAUUUCAUUGGCCGAGCCUUCACCGUCGGCCGACACCAAGUCACUGUUGAGGAGAUAAUUGCUGAAGGUGGUUUUGCAAUAGUGUUCCUCGUGCGAACAAAUCAAGGGGUGCGUUGUGCCCUGAAGAGGAUGUACGUCAACAACGAGCACGAUCUGCAGGUCUGCAAACGUGAGAUUCAAAUAAUGAAAGACCUUGUCGGUCACAAGAAUAUCGUUGGUUAUCUGGACUCUAGUAUCACAGCUAUGGGAUCAAGGGAUGUAUGGGAGGUUCUCAUACUUAUGGAUUACUGCAAGGGAGGGCAGGUAGUCAAUUUGAUGAAUCAGAGGCUGCAGACCGGCUUCACCGAGUCUGAGGUGCUGCAGAUCUUCUGUGACACCUGUGAUGCUGUUUCUCGCUUGCACCAGCGCAAGACACCCAUCAUCCACAGAGACCUUAAGGUGGAGAACAUCCUCCUGCACGACAAGGGUCAUUAUGUGCUGUGCGACUUUGGCAGCGCCACUAACAAGUUCCAGAGCCCGCAGACCGAAGGAGUCGCCGCCGUGGAGGAAGAAAUCAAAAAGUACACCACUUUAUCAUAUCGUGCUCCUGAAAUGGUGAACCUCUACAACAACAAGAUUAUCACUACUAAGGCAGAUGUCUGGGCACUGGGCUGUUUGCUGUACAAGUUGUGCUUCUUCACUCUGCCCUUUGGUGAAAGCCAGGUGGCCAUCUGUGAUGGCAGUUUCACCAUUCCAGAUAAUUCCCGUUACUCUUACGAUCUUCACUGCCUCAUUCGGUACAUGCUGGAGCCAGACCCAGACAAAAGACCUGAUAUCUACCAGGUGUCCUUCUUUGCUUUUAAACUAGCUCAGCGGACCUGCCCUGUUCAGAAUGUGAAGAAUUCUCCAAUUCCUUCGAAACUUCCUGAGCCAAUCAAAGCAAGUGAGGCUGCUGCAGCAAAGAAGAGCCAGGCCAAACCCAGACUGACAGAUCCAAUUCCCACUACUGAAACCUCCAUCACCCCUCGCCAGAGGCCCAAAGCGGCGCAUACCCAGCCUGCUGCUGGCAUCCUACCCAUCCAGCCUGCUGCUCUCACCCCUCGCAAGCGGGCUAAUCUCCCUGGUGGUGCAGCUCAGCCUGUGGGAGUCAGCUUAGACCUCUCACAGCCAGCUGCAGCUCUCCAGUCACAGAAGGCGCAGACUUCAGCUCUGCCACUCAUCCAGUCACAAAACAAUUCAAGUCAGGCUGCAGCUCCACAGAAGCAGGCUGUGCAGCCAGCCGCAGCUCCAGGAACAGAGACAGCAGCAGCGCCACUGGUGACCAAGGCUGACGUCCAACCACAAGCACAGCCAGCAGUUCAGCCACAGACCACGUCUCCCUCCGUGGCCAGCUCCACCUCUCAGCAGGCACCGCAGACUCCAUCCAGCCCGGCUCCACCUCAGCGUCCAGCUCGGCGCAAGCAGGCCAGCGUGGCUCAGCAGCCAGAAGCUCAGCCUUCUCCCACCAAGCCGGCCCCCGCUCAGCCGGUGGUAUCUCAGCAGCAGCAGCAGCAGCAGCAGAUAACUCAACCGUCAGCUGCCCAGGCUCAGCCCGCCUCCACCGAGAUCAGCCAAAAGUCAGCUGAGACAACUCCACCUGCUACUCCAAAGACAACUGAGGAACGAGGUCACCAACGCACACCGAGUGACGCCACAGUGAGUGCUGUUACUGCUGUUCCAGUGAGUGAGUCCUCACAGCAGCCGCAAGGAGCUAACGGAGAAGCUGCCCACAAUCAAUCACUUACAUCUCAGUCAAGCACCACCCAGGCUGUUCAGCUCGGUCUUACUGACGCAGUGCAGGACCAAAGUAAAGCUACACCCACUGCUCCUGCCUCUGGCGGUGCCAGCAAUACCCCCACACAGCCAGCGUGGAACCCCUUUGACGAUGACACCUUCUCCAAACUCGCUGCUGAGGAAUUCAAAACUGAGGACAAAAAGGCUAAUGACCUACCUGUAGAAACCGAGACAACAGGAGAAACUGAGGAGUUGAUACCAGGCCUGCAGGCCUCAACUUUGGAUGCUACACCCCAAGAAACUGUUGAAAGACCAUCAGCCAUUCUUGAUGUGGAAUCAGGAGCCUCGCUGCUGGUCGUCCCCGAUCCUUUCCAUACCCUGGAACUGUCAGAUGCACCAGAGAAGCUGAUUGAAGGACUCAAAUCUCCAGACACAUCUUCACUCAUGCUUCCUGACCUCCUGUCAUUGUCUGAUCCCUUCGGUGGCUCUGUGGAAGAGUCUGCAAAAGACCCUCUCACUGCAGACGACUCUCUCCUGGGCUGCUCUUUGAUCUCUGGUCCAUCUGCUCCUCCGGCGGCAAGCAGCGCCACCUCCUCCGUCUCCUCCGCUCCCACCUCCGCUGCCUCUGCUUUGGAUGAUUUCAGUCUGUUGUCUGGAGACUCCACUCAGCCGAAAGCGGACUCGUCUCUUCUGAUCUCAGACUUCGAGACCCAACAAACCAGCGCGGAGGCCGGCACGGAGGACGAGUUCGAUCCCAUUCCCGUCACGGGCCGAAAGAAUUCCCAAGUUUCAGGAGGCCACUCGCGCAGUAACAGUGGCGGCUCUGAAUCCAGCCUGCCCAGCUUGGCCCGCUCCCUGCUGCUGGUGGAUCAGCUCAUCGACUUGUAGGCGGCCCUCCCCUUCCCUCCCCCAGUAGAAGCUGUAACACUGGAUUAUAGACUGGCAUAGCAUAACAACAAUCAACACUGUUGUCAUAGCUAGCUUCCUGCACCCCCUGGCUGUCAUCGUCAUUGUAGCUCCUACAGUAGAAACUGUCCGUCGCCUUUCAGCGCUUCUUCUUCUUCAUUCCUGCCCUUUCCACCGCAUCGACCGCAUUUAUCUGGCUUCUCUUCGCCUCUCAUCUCUCACCUUCACUUUUUCUCUUUGUUGUGCAUCAUGUAUUGUCCACUGGGGGAAACAGUGGCCAAUACGCUAUCAUCAUCAUCAUCAUCAUCCUUUCUGAAGUUUAACCAUCCUUCUGUCAAUCAGGAUAUAAUAUAGCUAUCCAGUUUGUUUGAACAAUACUGCAUUAUGUCUAAUAGCAAACAAUAGAAGAUCAUUGUUGUAAUGUAUAAUAGGCAUAGUUCUAAGUGGUUGUAGUUAUUAUCGUGCACAAGUGAAUUUGUCGUCGUUUGCCUUUUUAAAUUCUCCUCCCCAGAUUUAUUUGCACAUUUUAAAGAAAAAAAACAAGCAGAAUGACCAUUAAUUCAAAUGAGGUUUAUUUCCCAAAAAAAAAAAAAAAAGAAGUCAUGUAGCCUGAUUUGCACAGUUGCGUAAGUGUAACCUCUGUCAGGGCUGUGGGAUGGAAUAUCUUUUCACAAUUUAAGCUGCUAUCGAUUAGACUGGAAAACAUCGACUCAAGUUCCAAUCUAGAAACAAAACAGACGGUGAAGCGCCCAUAAAACAGUCUGAGAGGCGAGCUGUCGGCCGGUGGAGUCUGCUAAAUGGCAACACAACCGUCGUACAGAUUCUGUCCUAACAUCCAACUUGUUUUCCAGACGAUCCAAACAAAGCCCCAUUUGCUGUUACUUUAAGCUCCGUUUUCUUUACGUUUUUUUUUUUUCUCGAGGCAAGCAAUAGGUUGUGUUGGAACUAAAUGACAAAUCAGGGUCAUUUAACUGUGCUAAUAGCAACGUGCCAUAUCAAUAAAAAUGCAUGAAAUCAUGAAAAAUAAUUUGAGUAAUAAUAAGCAGUAAUAGAAGGCAGUAGAAAUACAGUAGCAGUUAUAAUAUAUAUAUAGACAGAGCAUUCAUGACUAUUCAGGUAAUUUCUUGGCACUUGCAGAAAGUCUAAUACGUCAUUUUAAAUUAUUUUCACGCGCUCACUCUUUUUUUUUUUCUUUUUUUGUUUUUUUAAAUAUCUGCAUAUUCAUUCCACAUUGUGCAAUCCCUCCUACAUUCCUCUCAUUUGUUUAAUUUAUGUAAAUAGAUAUCUGCAACCCCUGCAGGCUCUUAUCCAGACCGUAUAUAUGAAGUCAUUGUCAUAAAGCUUUACUCGUGGAAAACAUAUUGCUUUACUUGUGAAAUCUCUCUCUCUCGCUCUCUCAUCUAUAUAUACAUAUAUGUGUGUGUGUAUAUAUAGAUGAGACGCUGUUUUCCUGUUAAUACAUGUUAAUAUGAAUAGAGUGUUAGAGAAUGAAUGUAAGUAAUAAAUAUUAGUCUAUAAUAAAAUAUAUCUAUGAUUCUUAACACCAUAAUCAUUCAAUAAUAUUGAAGAAUACUCUAUAUAAAUAUUUCAUUCCUCUUUGUGGAAUUUGUGUGUUAAGAAAGUUUUUUUUCUUGGUUAUAUCUACUUAAUAAUUGUCAGUACAUUCAAAUGUAUAGAUGAUAACCCUGGUCUCUGUUCAGCCCGGAAGAUUAGGCCCCCCUUGACCCCCGUGUCUUACUCCACCUCUGUGAAAAAGAAAAGCGAGCCUGUGUUCUGUUUGUUUACAUGGACUGACGAAGGAUUAUAUUUUUAUUCAAAAACAAGUCUUCUGGACGGUGGGAGUUUAAACCGCUUGAAUUUUAGUCCUGUUGCGUUUGUGCUUUUUUUUUUUUCCAAGGCUUUUUGUUUUUGGCUUUUCGUGAUCACAGGAUUCAUAUCAAGAAGCAUGGCAGUGUUGUUGAAUGUUAUGUUCAUGUGUGUUGGUAUACAGUGUUAUGAUCAGUAUGUAUGUGCGUGUGGAGUCUGAAUUGUUGGAUGUGUUUUCCAGUAGCCUACUUGUGUUGUUGUUUGCUGCAAAAUUUGGCAACGGUCACGUUGUCAUUAAAAUCCUCCUUUGAAAGCACAGCGCCCCCCUUCCCCCCAACAACCCUCCACCCUCUAAAUUCUCUCAGGUAGUCAGAGCUACAUCACUCUCUUUCUCCGAGAGCUGGAAAUGUACAGUAUUGGCUUACUGCUCCCCCAUCCUCACUGUCCUCUAGAAGUCUGCGCUUCAUAUUACAAGUUCACUGAGAUCUCGUCUGGUGUGUGAUGUGUGAGGGGCUCUGUGAAGUGCCAGUCUUGGGGUGACGAUGCUGUAGCGGUGCUUCGAUUAUCAGACGGCGUCGGCUGUCUAGGGUUAGAAAACAUCAGCUCCAAUCAGCAAUAUAAACGUUUCUGAUGGAUUCUUUGCUUCCCGUGCAUGAUUACAGAGGGAGGACAACCUUUACCUGUUGCUUUUUCAUUUUGUCGUGUUAAAAAGGGAUUUUAAAAAGCACACUAAAUGGUAUGUUUCUGUGAGAACGACUGAAAACAUACCGAUGGAGUGAAAGUAAUUCUGUUUAAGUAAUCAAGAGUUCAGCUUAACAAGCAUUUAGAGUAAAAACAUGUCAUCUUAACGCUGAUAAAGUGCCCAAAUCUUAAUACGUUUUCACACAUGAUUAGAUAUGAGUCACUUACUUACAUGUAAUACGGAUUAAAAUGCAGUUAUCAAGUUGAAACACUAGUACAACAUACAAUUUUUAAAAACCUAGAAUCUGAAAACAGUGCCAAAAGCAUGCAGCGCACUAACUGUUUAGAUGAUCUUUAACAAGUAAAGGUCAACAAGUCUCAUCAGAGUUAAUACUGGUUUCUGUGUUAUCUCAGUGUUCUCGAUCUGCCCCCACAAUUAAGAGUAUUUUGAGCAGAACCUUGUCUUUUGAAUUCGUUUGGGACCUACCAAAUCUGCAGAAAAGUGACGGAGGAAGCUGUUUUCAAAGCAACCAGUCUCUUGGGUGUUUGAACUGCAAGGUGCUGCAUGUGCAAUCGAAGGCUUACGUUCUCUACCAUCCUCUCUAUGGUCCUUCCACUGAACAGCUCAAGUCAUUCGCAGUUACUGUUCGAACCUAUGCAACUCCCGAGCUUUCUCUCCCCCCCCCAACCCCCGUAGCCGCCAGUGUGCUGUUGUAAUCAGUAAAGCCGAGCAAGAUAAGCCCUCGAUGUGAAACAGACGCCCCUCGUUUUUUCUCUCUGUUGUUUCGCCAAAAAUGAAAGCUGUCGAUUAUCUGAUACUAUUGAGUGUUUUGAGACGCCUCCUGUCGUUAUGGCCCCGAACCUGCGUCAGAGCUGUGAUAUCGUGUGCUCCUUCUAUUUUUGUGAGAUAACUAAAGAAUUAUAAAGGGAUGGCAAAUAAAGUACAAAUGUGAAUGUCAA